AUGGCUGCGACACCUCCAGACAAGAUAGGUCUCAGGAUGAUGUGGUGGUCACGCCUUCACCCACCAGCAGACCCACAAACAUCUUUCUCGGGCAAGACGAUCCUAAUCACAGGCGCAAACGUGGGACUCGGAUUUGAAGCCACCCUCAAGUUCGCCGCACUCGGUGCCACCCGUCUCAUCCUGGGCGUGCGAUCACUUCAACGCGGUGGAAAAGCCAAAGCCGAGAUAUGUCGACGAACCGGGUAUCAUCCGGGCAAGAUACAGCUCUAUCAUCUUGACAUGAGCAAUUUCGCCUCAGUCAAGACAUUCGCCGAGACGAUCUCAAAGGAGGAACCUCGACUCGACGUCGCCGUUCUCAAUGCGGGCAUUGCCGCGGCGUCAUAUACGGUCAGCCCCGAAGGAUACGAGAUGUCACUCCAAAUCAGUGUCCUAUCCACCGCUCUGCUCGCCAUCUUGCUCUUGCCGCAGCUGCGCAACUCAGCCACGCUGUCAGGAGCACCAUCACACCUCGAACUCGUGGGCAGUGCUGCCCAUCAGGAUGUCAAAGCUGACGUCUUUGAUUCUGCUGGAGGCGAACGAAUUCUGGAUCAAGUCAGCAAAGAAUCAUUCUUCGAAGCGACAAAACAAUACUAUGUCAUUAAGCUCCUGCACAUGUACGUUAUGGGUGGCCUCGUGGAAGCCACCUCAACCUCAACAUCGACGAAUCACGACGACCCGAACGUCAUCAUCACCACAGUUUGUCCUGGUCUUUGUCGCACCAAUCUCGGUCGCGACUUUUCGAUUCUGGCCAGGAUAUUCGUUGGAUUGUACCAGCUCAUCUUGGCCCGUUCCGCUGAGGAAGGAAGCAGGACCUUGGUCAGUGGAGUCACCCUGGGAAAGGAAGCGCAUGGAAAAUUCUGGAGUCAUGAUGUGUUCUUUAGGAAAGGAGAGCUUAUCACGAAUGCAGAGGGGAAAGCAUUGCAAAACAAAGUUUGGGAUGAGAUUAUGGAGGUCUUGAGGAAACAGGUUCCUCGUAUAGAUGAGGACUUGGUCCAGUGA
Molecule: messenger RNA, 1038 nt
Organism: Rhinocladiella mackenziei CBS 650.93
Lineage: Eukaryota; Fungi; Ascomycota; Eurotiomycetes; Chaetothyriales; Herpotrichiellaceae
Exons: 2
Coding region: 1-1038 (345 amino acids)
Source: RefSeq, a predicted model, not a curated record